GCUUUGUUUGGCUUCCAGUUAGUAACCACAUUCAUUGCUGUGACAGCUCUACAGAAACUCAAUGCAUAUUUCUCAUUUGCUCAGUGGCUCAUUGCAAGAGGAAAUUUGACAUGGUUUAAGUUACCUAAUGAGCAAGAGGUUCGAAGCCAGAUCAAACCUGAAAAUGGCAAAAAUUAUCGCAGAGGAAGGAGAGGAGAAUCAAUUAAGGAUGAUUCAUUUAUUGUACCUCGAAGUCUAGACGUACAGCUGAUCCCAAGACCUGUGUUGGAAGUUCAUGUCAUCCCACUCAGAUACUAUUCUGAGCUCCAGUGGCUUAUUGAUUUUACAGUGGUUGCAGUGGUCGUUUACAUAACUACAGCCUGUUUCUAUUUGUAUAAUUACCCACUGAAGGAAUUCAAUCUCAGUAUGGUGUGGGUGUUAGUUGUCUUGGUGUUUGCAUCAAAAUACUUGUUUUCUGUUUUGAAAAUGUACUUUGAUACAGAAGAAAAAGGGGAGCUAUGGAUGUGCUUAGCAAGUGGUCUGUGCUUCCUACUUGUCGCCAUGGGGAUAAUGCUCAUAGGGGAUGAUAUACUAGAUUUUAGGUUAGAUGAAGCACUACAUAAAGCUUCAGAAGAGGCCGAGCUCCUACUUGAGCAGCAGUUGUCUGUGAACCGUGGGCCCAUAUCGAAGGGCCUCAUCAAGCUGUCCUUAGCAUUUACUUGUGGAAUUUUAGGAGCUGUCUUGACAUUUCCAGGAUUAAGAAUAGGGAAAACUCAUCUUGACUCCCUUCGCUAUAGCUCUGAUAGGACAUUUGUUCAAAUGCUGUUACAUUGCAAUUUCAUAUUACCUGUGUUUUUGUUGCUGCUGUGGAUAAAACCUCUAGGUCGAGAUUACAUCCUCAGCAAUGAUGUUGGACACUUACUGACAGGCGAAGAUAAACCAAUUAUGAGUGAAGCAGCAUUUGAGAGAGGGCGUCUUGGGCUGGUAUGGUGUUUUUGCUUAAUCCGUCUCUUUUUCUUACCAACUCAUCUUCAGUCAUACCUCAACAUGGCUCAAGAACGACUUGAUCAACUUCGUAAAGAGGCCGGGAAACUUACGUAUCAUCAAUUAUUACUACUGGUGAUGAGCGUGUUUCGGUACUUGUGCGUUGUAGCUAUACAAUACAUAGCUCCUGUCAUUGUCAUAUUCAGUCUGUCUCUACUUCUAAAUACAUCCUAUGGUGCAUUACAAUUACAAGAUCUGAGUGAUUCUAACGUAGCUUCAUCAUCCGCAGUAGGGGGUCAUUCUUUACCCUUGUUGUCGUAUGCACUUAUUUCCUUCAUGCUGUGGUGGGCCUGUUUAGCGUGGCUUGCCACAAGUCUCUUAGGUGUUGCCUAUCAUUCUGUUUUAUAAAAAAAAAA
Molecule: messenger RNA, 1379 nt
Organism: Anneissia japonica
Lineage: Eukaryota; Metazoa; Echinodermata; Crinoidea; Comatulida; Comatulidae
Product: transmembrane protein 161B-like
Source: RefSeq, a predicted model, not a curated record